Messenger RNA from Pelodiscus sinensis (Chinese soft-shelled turtle), 534 nucleotides. It is a transcript of the gene IL26, whose product is annotated as interleukin 26. NCBI's taxonomy places the organism in Eukaryota, Metazoa, Chordata, Testudines, Trionychidae. The record is from RefSeq and is a predicted model, not a curated record.
AUGGAGAUGUCUUUUAUGAACGUCACAGAUGGUGUGGUCAAACGAGUUGAAAGUGGAGCAAGCUUCCUACUAUAUCUUUUCAAUGAAGUCAACGAGGCGUCCUCAAGCAAGAACAGCUGUCGUAAAGGAAUGCUCUCCAAAGUGUCAGAGAACCUCUAUGUCAAGGCAACCACUUUGAUAGCAUCUAUUCCAAAAGACCUCAUCAAGAACAGAAGAUUGUUAAAAAAGGCAACGAAAAAGUUGUUUAUGAAAAAUUGCAGUGUUCGAGAUCAGCUUCUCUCAUUCUAUGUGAAAAAUGUUUUUGGAGGCCUCCGCAGUGGAAGUGACAGGGUAUACAUGGUUAGUGCCUUUCAGACGCUGCAGGAGAACCUGAGUAACUGUCUACCAUGUGCACCAUCCAGUAGAGUAACUAUGGCUGUCAAAAAAAUAAAGCAAAUGUUCGAUAAGCUUGGAGAGAAGGGCAUCUACAAAGCCAUUAGUGAACUCGACAUUCUCCUUCCCUGGAUUCAGACUUACAUCGAAACCAUCAUAUAA